AUGUGCCCAAACUGCGAACCCGUACCUCCAGAGCGAGCCGACGAGGAGGCCAAGAAAGCCCGCAACGGUAUCCAAGAGAUCAUUGAACGCGCCGAUAGUCUUCUCAAUCUUUGCAACUCAUUGGAAGAUCGCUAUAGAGAAGCCGGCGUCGCCUUCCACAAAACCCAGCGCGCUGCCCGCAUCGCCUUGGAACUCAACGAGGAUCUGGAUGUAAGCCGUUACACAGCCCUCAACAACGCCUUCAUUGUUCUAAGCUACGAAGAGAUCUUCGCUCCUCUCAUGGCUUUGGUUAAGAGUCUCACUGCGCUCCGCACAAAGGCACGACUCAUCCCAUCAUCGACCGAGGCUCAUAACCUCAAGUUUACGCUGGAGUUCACGCUGGUUCCUGCGAUGAAUGUACUGGUCUCGGACUACGAGACGUUCUCGAACAAUCUGCGUAGCCUCGAACAAGAUGUGCAUGAACUGGAUGUGUUCAGUAGGCAGCACUUCCAGUUCAACGAACGGGGCGAGCGUUGUGCUUGGUACGACCCCGUGUUGGAUUUAACGAAUGGCCAAAGGACUGUGCGGAGCCAUCAUAGGGAGUAUGUGUUGUUCGCCGACUGGGUUUAUAACUUACCCGAAGCGCGGCGGGCUAUGGGGGUUCAACAUAAGAUCGACGGGCUACAUGCAUCUCGUACGCUCUUCGAGGAUAGGCUGUUUGUUUAUGCGAUGGAUUUGAUUUGGCAUGCGAAUGAGGGGUAUGUUGUUGAGGGUGCGGAGUAG
Molecule: messenger RNA, 762 nt
Organism: Alternaria metachromatica
Lineage: Eukaryota; Fungi; Ascomycota; Dothideomycetes; Pleosporales; Pleosporaceae
Exons: 1
Coding region: 1-762 (253 amino acids)
Source: RefSeq, a predicted model, not a curated record